AUGAUUAUAAAGGAAUAUUACAUCAACUAAUUUUAUAUCACAUUUCACAGUGUUAAGAGAAAUACUCUUUUUGCUAUUGUUCUCUUAUUCUUUUAUCUAUUAUGCCUUAUAUUUUUAUUAGCUGCUUAAGGCGUAAUUGAUAGAAUAUAGAAGAAUGAUAAAUAAAGUUUUAAUGAAAUUAGAGACUCUUUGUAUUUAGAUAAAACUUAUGGAGUAUGGAAAUCAGUCAUUUUUGUAGCUAGCAUAUCAUAUAAUUUUGUUUUUUUUUUGGCUUUCUUAGUUGAUUUAGCUACUUACAAAUUCAAAAAACAAUAUAAAACGGAAGGGAUAUUUAUGAAUAUCGUUAGCUUUCUAUGUAAAAUAUAUAUGAAUGUAAUAUUUAUCCCUAGCUUGUGGGGCUCAAUGAUAAAUUUACCAAGUCCGUUAGCUUUUAUAAAUUUAAUUUUCACCAUCUUCUUUGGUAUAGCUAUAGAACUACAUGAUUUUGAUUAUUGUUUAUUUUCAAAUACUUCAGACAAGCUUUCUAGAAUCUAACUGAAUUCUGCUUCAGUAUUUAAAAUUCUGAUUUAAGUUGUUUUAGCUUUUAAUAACGCAGUAUUGUAAUUAGAUGCCUAAGAUUUUUUAUGCUUUUUAUACAUAUGCUUUUCAAUAGCUUGCACAUUAAAAUACAGGGAAUAUAUUAGUUUUUAGAUCAGAAAUUUUAAAUUGAUGACUGAAAUUGCGUAUUUGAUUGUUGUAACUUUAGCGAUUUUAUUAAGAAGUAAUCUAGAAAGAGUAAGCUUUAUAUUUUUAAUGAUGUCUUUUAGUGGUUUUGGGUACAAAUUUGUAUAGUAGAACCAUAAAAUCUAAACAAAUUUUGAAGAAGGAUAUAUUAAAUUAAAUGAAUGGAUAGAAUAAAAAAAUUAAAAUAAAAUUUUAUUCUAUAUCUAAAAUGUCUGUAAAUAAUUGGAAAGAUUUAACUCUAUAGACUAUUUCUUAAAUCCUUAUUCUUACAUUUUAGAAACUAUUGCCAGUGAUCAUAUUAUUUACUGUUCAAAUUAAAAGAGGUGCUUCUGUCAAUUUUCAUAGGAUGUCAACCUCAAAGAUCUCUCUCUAAAAUCUCAAACAAAAGCAUAAUCAGUCCUUGAAAGUAAAUUUGAUGAUUACAUUAAUAGAAAAUUUCUGUUAACUCAUAUUGAUUAGUGCUUCUUACAAAUGAAAAGCUGGAAUAUUAAAAACAAGACCAUUAAUAAUAUUGAUUUUUAUUAUAUCAAUUUCUUGAUUGAAUAGUGUGGAAUUAGAGCUAAUGUUUUGUAUUAAAUUGAGCUAAUUAAAAGCUAAAUAUCAACAUAGUCUAUUUUUUUUUAAUUAUACAUUAAUUAUUUGGUAGAAAAGUCAAAAAGUAAUUUUGAAGAGUUAGAUAAACGCACAAAUUAAUUAGUUUUGGGUCUAAUCUUUGAGGAAACCCUUCUAAAUGCUCAAGAAUAAUUUGAAAAGUGCGUCGUAUUAAAAUUAAAGUUAAUGAGCUUGCUCAAUACUGAUUUCGUAGAUAUAAAUGAAUUUUAGAAGUUUGCAAUUAAUCUAUUUUAUAUGAGAAUUAGUUUUAAAAAAAAACUGUAAACACUAGCAAAAAUAAAUUACCAAAAUUAAAAUUUGAAAUAACUUAUUUCUUUGUAUUUGGAUAUUUUAGCUUUUAUAGAUACUUAAAAAUCAAUCAUAGACAAAAGUAAGAAUCAUAAAGAAAAAGCUAAAGCCUCAAAAAUAAAGAAACAGAACUCUGGCUAAUAUGAAUAAAAAUCAAAAAUAGAAUCCAGACUAAGCUCCUACUCUAAUAAAAGUAAUAUUUAUGAUCCUUUUGAUAAAAACGUUUGCGCCUUUUUCUUAAAGGUGAGAAAUUCUGAGUUAGGAUUAAUAUGGAGAGUAUAAGAAUCAUUUACUUCAAUUUAUGGGUUUAAAAAUCCUUUAAAUCAAAAUAUAAAUUUAAUAAUACCAAAUUCUAUUCAUACUCUUCAUAAUUAAAAAAUGAAAAAUUUUGUUUCCCAAAUAGGUCUUAAUAAUGAAUAGAUAAUUAAAUUGUCAUUUUCAAUAGCUGCUACAAGUUAAGGAUUCGGAUUACCAAUUUAAUUAGAAGUUUCUGUAGACCAUGUUUCCCAUUUUAAUGAAAUUGGGUUAGUCGUGAUUACUAGAGUGAUUGAUUCAGAAUAUCAUUAUUUGCUUUUGGAAAACAAAGAAAGACACAUUAAAACUAAUUUAACAACUAAAGAUUUUUUCGAGUUAUAUUUAGAAUAGCAUUACAAGCUUUCAGAAGUAUCUUAACUUGAUAUAUGUAAGAUAAUUCCUCUAUUAAGCUAUCAAUAUUACUUGAAAAAUAAUGAUAAUUAAUUGAAACAAACAAUUGCCUUUUUACCCUCUAAAAAUGCAGAAGGGCAAUAAGCAAGGAAUUAUUUUAAAAAUAAAACUUCUAAGUUACAAAAAUAAGAUAAUUUAGAUUUAGAUGUUUAUAGCAAUAACCCUGAUUUUGAGGCUUUUUUAAUUGAUUUUAAAUUGGUUAGAUUUAGCUCUUCAGAUUUUAAAUCUUGCAUCCUAUAAAUUAAUAAAUUUUAAAAAAUUCGAAAGUAAAAAGACAUUCAAUAUGAGCUUUCUCUACUCAGAGAGGAAGUAGAUAAACUGCUAUCGAAUCAAGGUUUUUAAUAAGAAUUUAAUUCUGAAGCUUAUGAAUAGUGCUUUAAUAAAUCUUUCAGAGAGUAGUCUAAAUAAGAAAAUUUGCAGACUUUUACAAAACACACAAAUUAAAUUUUGAGUUCUGAAAGGCUUUUUAGUAAUUGUUUAUUAUCUCCUAACAGUACAGCAAUAAAUGAUACCAAGAGAUCAAUGAGUUAAACAUCAAAUGUUGAUUAUUUUUUAUCAGCAAAUUUUAAAAAGACGCAAUUUCUUAAAUAAUAAUCUGACAAGAGUUAAGAUGAUGCAACUCUUUCAACAUAGCGUAUAGAGUUACAGCCAAACAGCAUAAUUUAAAUACCAUAGUCUAAAAUUUCAUAAACAUCAAAACACGUCAACAGUAUUAAUUAACUUCUAGGAUUUGAAGAACCAACACUAAAGCAAGAUAUUUUCAAUUAGAAGAUAGAGGAAAAAGAUGUUAAUGAUGAAAGCAGUGGGUUUAAUUUGGAAAUAAAAAAUGUUUAAAGUAUUAGAUAGAAAAAGGCUACUUUAGAAACUCAAAGCUUUGCAAAGGAUUUUAACAAUUCUUUUUAAUUGGGUCAUUUGACAGCUCGAGAUCAUUUAAAUUAAAAUAAUUCAAUAUUAACAAACCCAAACUAAAAAAGCAUCCAUCCUUUUAAUAAUGAAAAUAUUUACAUAGAAUAUGCAGAUAUAAAAAGCUCCCCAGCAAUAGCUUAAACUUAAAUUUAAGAAAUGAUGCAAGAAUCAGAUGAUUAGCAAAACUAACAAAAAAGACAUAACUAUCUAAAAUAAACUACCUAAGGUGGAGAUACUACGGGAAGAAAUUAUAAAUAAUAAUAAUCUGGUUAGCAAAUAGAUUAUGUUAGUAGUGAUAAUGGUAAUUCUAGUUUCUAAGCAUCUAAAAUAAAAAAUAGUACUAAAAUAAGAGCUGCUUAAUCAUCAAUAUAAAGUUCUUAGAGCAGCACUUAAGAGGCACUAAAGACUGUUGAAAAGAAGAUAAUGUCAAUAAAAACAAGUUUCGGUUUAUAAAUUCUUAACUUGUUUGGAAGUUUAUCAGUUCUCUUGAUUGUUAGUAUGAUCAUUAUAUAGUAUAUUUCUAUUUAGAAUGCUUUUAGUAAGGCUAUUACUGAUUAUUAAUUCGUUUAGUGGCCUAUGGAAACAUCCUCAGAAACAACUUUGAUAAAGUAUAGCAUACAAAUGAUCUUGAUUUUUUAACAAUAACUCUUUCCUAAUUUUAAUUCUCAAUGGAUAAGCCUUGAGAAAGAUAAUAUGUAGCAAAUAAAAUAGCUUUCAGUAUCAACAUAUAAUUUGUUUAGAAGCUAAAUGGACAGUAAUUAUGAUUAUUCGCCUUAUUUUUUAUAAAUAACAAAAGAUAGAAUUACUUUUAUCAAUAUGUAAGAUUAUUACUCUUUUCCAAUAAAGUAAUAUAAUAUUACUACUGGUAAAUCAACGUUUAUUCAACAAUACAUGUCAGCACAUAAUAGCUAUUACUAAUUCCCAGAUGAUUAUACAAACUAAGCAGCUAUUAUUACAGAUAACUACAAUCUAUACAAGAAUUUAAUGGAUGAUUUGAAUGUGAUAAUUAUUGAUAGUUCAACAAAAUCUUUAGAUUCUAUUUAAUAAAAUGUUUAAUUACUAAUGAUUUUGAGUAUAACUCUUUCAUUUUCUAUGGUUUUUCUAAUUAUACCUAUAAAUGCAUAUAUUUAGACGUAAAGAGAAGAAGUUUUAAGACUAUUCUCAACGAUAUCCUAUACAAAUAUUAUGAAAAUAGCUUCUCCAAGUUUGAUUUUUUUGUAAAGUAUGACUUAGACUACAUUUAGUAAGGGUAUUAAUUCUAAAAAUGUCUAAAAUAAGAGGCAAGAUAGCAUCAAAAGAUAAAGUUAAUCAUAAGUAAGAAAUACUGCUUAGUUAAAUAAAAAAAGAAAUGAAUUCUUAAUAAACUAAACAGCUAAAGAAAUUAUUUGUAGAAAUCUGGAAAUAUCAUAAAAAAAAAAAAAUACUUCUCUAACUAAUAGUCUACCAAAAGUAACUUUAAAAAUCUGCUUGGGUUUGUGUGUACUAUUUGUUAUUAUAAUUACUAUACCAAUUAUCAAUUAGAUACUAGCUUAGAAUUUUAAGGAUGAGCAAAAGGUCACUAUUAAUUUUAUACAUUCACUCUUUAAUUUGAAGAAUUCUUUAUGUGAGUCUAUAUACUUUACCUAUGCAACUAUAUACUCUAAUUUUAAAUUGUAGCAGGGAGCACUUUACAACUCUUAAGUCUUUGAAUAAAUGGCUCCUUAAAUAUUGAAUCUAGCUGAGAAUAAUUUACAGGAUUUCAGCGCUAAAGUUUCUGACUCAUAACAAUAAACUAGAUAUGGGUAGAUAGAUUAUGAAAAGUUUUUUUAUCCUGUUUUGCAGUAAGAUAUUUGCCAAACUUUAAAAGCUAAUCCAAAUUUUUCAUAAAACACCAAAUAUAAUAUUAAUUUAAGCAUAUGUGAUCAAUAAUAAAACUUUAUACUCAAAAAAGGGUUACAAACUGCUUCUAAAUAUUAUAUUACUUAGCUUAAUUCUGCUUUCUAAACAUCUGUAUCUGCAGACUAAGCUAAUUAUUACAAAAUAAUGUAAUCAUGGCAAACUGAUUUCGAUAUUAAAAAUUUUGAUUCAUUUUUCAAAUUUAUGACAUCAGUCAUUAAUAGUCUUUCAGAUUUCAUAACUCAAAAAGGUAAUAGUUAUAUAAAUCAAAUGCAGUUAACAGAAAUAAUAUUAACAGUACUACAAAUCAGUAUUUUAGUAAUUGUUUAUUAUUUCGGAUGGAUAACAUUUUAUUAUAGAACUUAAUUUGAAAUGAAUCAAACAAGAAGACUCCUUAGUCUUAUUGAUAUAUAAAUUAUUAUGGAUAAUUCAUACAUGCUUUCUUAUCUUAAUAAAAUAAAAUGA
Molecule: messenger RNA, 5574 nt
Organism: Tetrahymena thermophila SB210
Lineage: Eukaryota; Ciliophora; Oligohymenophorea; Hymenostomatida; Tetrahymenidae
Product: transmembrane protein, putative
Exons: 5
Source: RefSeq, a predicted model, not a curated record